This is a messenger RNA of Xiphophorus maculatus (southern platyfish), 2652 nucleotides long. It is a transcript of the gene adam23b, whose product is annotated as ADAM metallopeptidase domain 23. Gene Ontology annotation, molecular function: metalloendopeptidase activity. Lineage: Eukaryota; Metazoa; Chordata; Actinopteri; Cyprinodontiformes; Poeciliidae. Gene Ontology annotation, biological process: proteolysis. The transcript is spliced from 26 exons. The record is from RefSeq and is a predicted model, not a curated record. Gene Ontology annotation, cellular component: presynaptic membrane. Bases 190 to 2568 code for a protein of 792 amino acids.
CCUCCCCUUGUUCAUCCUCCUCAGCCACUACUGCAGCAGCAGAGCCCGGUGUCUCCUGGAUGGAUCCAUGAAGAAAGACCCCCCCUCCACACGGCCUGUCCCCUCCCGCGCCACGAUGAUGGGCCCCCAGCGAUUAACAGCGUCGUUGUGAUGAUGAUAUUGGGUUAUUUCAGCAAUCAAAUAUGAAUCAUGCAUUUGAUAUUUCUCGCCACUUCGCUCGUCUGCGUCCUCUCGCCUUGGCUCCAUCCAUCCCUGGCUUCAUCCGCUUCCCAAGGAGUAGAGGACAAGGUUGAGAGGGACGCAGUGUCAGCACUGCUGAAGCAACAGGCGACUGCAGCACCUGCCACAGACAACACAACACACCAUGCAGCAGAGCAUGCCAUCACCUACCCCUCACGGCUGAUCUACUACCUGAAUGAAGACUCUGAGAGCACCCACCAUGACCUCAACACCCAUGCCAAGAACCAGGCCACGGCUGACCAGACAGUCCACCUCGCCCAGGCCAGUUUCCAGUUAGAGGCAUUCGGUUCCAGAUUUGUUCUGGAUCUAACGUUGAACAAUGACCUGUUGUCUUCUGAUUACGUUGAGAUCCACUACGAAAAUGGAAAACCCGUCCUCUCGAAGGGCGGGGAACACUGCUACUACCACGGCCAGGUGAGGGGGAGCAGCAACUCCCAUGUGGCCUUAUCUACCUGCAACGGGUUGCACGGGAUGUUUGACGAUGGAGUCCAUGCAUAUCUAAUUGAGCCCUUACACCAGGCUCACUUAAUUGAUACAGCUGCAAGGCCUCACAAAAUAAAGAGAGCAGCCUCAAUUCUAUCCAGCCUCAGUUCAGAAGAACAGGUGUACGAGGAUGGGGAGGAAGAUCUCUUCUCUGAGCUAAAUGAGUUAUCCUGGCUGAGGAGCAGAAAAAAACGAGCAGUGAGUCUCUCUGAACUCAUGAUGCCUCGUAGCGUCUUUGAGGAGAUGAAGUAUUUGGAAAUCAUGAUUGUUAGUGACCACAGUAUGUAUAAAAGACACAAAAACAAGCAGCACACGAAAAAUUUUGCGAAAUCAGUGGUGAAUCUUGUUGAUGGCAUCUUCAAAGACCAGCUGCACACGCGUGUGGUGCUUGUUGCUUUGGAGAUCUGGACAGACAAGGAUCAGAUCCCCAUAGGUGUGAAGCCGCUGGAAAUGCUGCGAGAUUUCUCCAAAUAUCGCCAGCAGAGCAUCAAGCUGCACGCUGACUCUGUGCAGCUCCUCUCAAAUGUGACCUUCCACUACAGGAGAAGCAGCGCCGCAUACUUUGGUGGCAUGUGCUCUGUGAGCCGUGGAGUGGGGGUCAAUGAGUACGGCACCACCUCGUCCAUGUUCGUGUCUCUGUCUCAGAGUCUGGCACAAAACCUGGGUGUCCAGUGGGACCCUGCAGCCAAGAGAAAAGAGUGUGGGUGUGUAAACUCGUGGAGCGGCUGCAUAAUGGAGGACACUGGGGUCCAACAUCCACAGAGGUUCUCCAAAUGCAGCAUCUCUGACUACAGGGAGUUUCUUUUGAAAGGUGGAGGCUCAUGUCUAUUUAACAGACCAACAAAGCUGUUUGAGGUGGCACAUUGUGGAAACGGAUAUGUAGAAGUUGGAGAGGAGUGUGACUGUGGACUGAGAUCAGACUGCCACAAGGGCUGCUGCAAGAAGUGUUCACUUGCUAAUGGAGCGCACUGCAGCGAUGGGCCUUGCUGCAACGUCACUUGUCUGUUUUACCCACGUGGUUACAGCUGUCGCUAUGCUGUGAAUGACUGCGACAUUUCAGAGACCUGCACUGGAGACUCUGGACAGUGUCCCCCCAACCUGCAUAAACAAGAUGGUUACAUGUGUCAAGUCAACCAGGGUCGCUGCUACACUGGAGAAUGCAAGACCAGAGAAAACCAGUGCAAAUACAUCUGGGGAUCAAAGGCUGGAAGUUCAGAGAAGUUCUGCUACGAGAAGCUGAACACAGAGGGGACAGAAAAGGGCAACUGCGGAAAAGACGGAGACCGAUGGAUCCAGUGUAGCAAGCAUGAUGUGUUCUGUGGUUAUCUUCUGUGUACCAAUGUGGGGCGAACACCGCGCAUUGGAAUGAUGAAAGGAGACAUCACUCCCACCUCCUUCAACCACCAAGGCAACGUGAUACAGUGCACUGGUGCCCACGUCCUUUUGGACGAUGACACCGAUUUAGGCUACGUGGAGGAUGGGACUCCCUGUGGGCCGUCAAUGAUGUGCCUUGACCAUAAGUGUCUGCCCAUCCAGUCACUCAACAUGAGCACCUGCCCCAUCGGGCCUAAUGGACAGGUGUGCUCUGCCCAUGGGGUGUGCAACAAUGAAGCCACAUGCACAUGUGACGCCACAUGGGCAGGGACAGACUGCAGCAUGCCUGACCCACCCAAAGAGACCGAUAUCACUACAACCGAAGAAACCAAGGUGAGCGUGGCCACUAACAGGCUGAUAGGGGCAGUAGCAGGGACCAUUCUGGCCCUGGGGGUGAUUUUUGGAGGCACAGGGUGGGGAAUAGAAAAUGUGAAGAAGCGGCGUUACGACCCCAACGCCCAGGCCAUUUAACUCAAGGAGAGGCGACAGUCGAAGACGGACUCCUCCGAGGCUUCCUUAGUUGGCUACCUGACAGCUGGACUGCACUUACUGCUG